Messenger RNA from Acomys russatus (golden spiny mouse), 783 nucleotides. RefSeq names its product actin related protein 2/3 complex subunit 5 like (gene Arpc5l). The transcript has 4 exons. The coding region runs from base 132 to 593 and encodes 153 amino acids. NCBI's taxonomy places the organism in Eukaryota, Metazoa, Chordata, Mammalia, Rodentia, Muridae. Gene Ontology annotation, biological process: Arp2/3 complex-mediated actin nucleation; cell migration; regulation of actin filament polymerization. Gene Ontology annotation, molecular function: actin filament binding. The record is from RefSeq and is a predicted model, not a curated record. Gene Ontology annotation, cellular component: cytoplasm; Arp2/3 protein complex; actin cytoskeleton.
UGACGACGACUGCGCGCGGAGGAGGGGAGGAGGUGCCGGGUAGCCGCUUCCCGCCCCCGAGCGGAGCCGGUUAGCAGGGAAGCCGGUACGGAGGGAAGCCGAGCCGGCUGGAAGGCCGCCGAGCUCCCGCUAUGGCCCGAAACACAUUGUCCUCGCGCUUCCGCCGAGUGGAUAUCGACGAAUUUGACGAGAACAAAUUUGUAGACGAGCAGGAAGAGGCGGCGGUGGCAGCGGGCGAGCCAGGCCCCGACCCCAGCGAGGUAGACGGGCUCCUGCGGCAAGGGGACAUGCUUCGGGCGUUCCAUGCAGCCUUGCGGAACUCUCCAAUCAACACCAAGAAUCAAGCUGUGAAGGAACGAGCCCAGGGUGUUGUCCUGAAAGUACUGACAAACUUUAAGAGCAGUGAAAUUGAGCAGGCUGUGCAGUCACUGGACAGAAAUGGCAUUGACUUGCUAAUGAAGUACAUUUAUAAAGGGUUUGAGAAGCCCACAGAAAAUAGCAGUGCAGUGUUACUCCAGUGGCAUGAAAAGGCCUUAGCUGUAGGAGGACUAGGCUCCAUUAUAAGAGUUCUUACAGCAAGAAAGACUGUUUAAAAAAAAAAUCAUGUUACCUUGAGAAGAAUUUUGGAUGCCCAGGCUGCUGAAGAAGGGACUGACAGUGGACCAUCUUCCUAGAACUCCCAACUAAAUACUUCAGGACACACCUGCUGGAAUGUAUUUUACUUUUGAGGUGGAGGGAGAAAUUGUCUUGUUUCCUAAAUUCUUUGCAGGAUAAGAGUAACAG